Messenger RNA from Colletotrichum abscissum, 426 nucleotides. RefSeq names its product ribosomal L29 protein. Gene Ontology annotation, cellular component: cytosolic large ribosomal subunit; ribosome. The transcript is spliced from 2 exons. Bases 1 to 426 code for a protein of 141 amino acids. Gene Ontology annotation, molecular function: structural constituent of ribosome; mRNA binding. Gene Ontology annotation, biological process: translation; maturation of LSU-rRNA from tricistronic rRNA transcript (SSU-rRNA, 5.8S rRNA, LSU-rRNA). Lineage: Eukaryota; Fungi; Ascomycota; Sordariomycetes; Glomerellales; Glomerellaceae. The record is from RefSeq and is a predicted model, not a curated record.
AUGUCCCAGUCGUCCGGAAAGGUCAAGGCCGUCGCCCUUUGGAGCAAGAACAAGGAUGAUUUGACCAAGCAACUUGGUGAGCUCAAGACCGAGCUCGGUCAGCUCCGCAUCCAGAAGAUCGCCUCUUCCGGCAGCAAGCUGAACAAGAUCCACGACAUCCGCAAGUCGAUCGCUCGCGUCCUUACCGUCAUCAACUCCAAGCAACGCGCCCAGCUCCGCCUGUUCUACAAGAACAAGAAGUACGCUCCCCUCGACCUCCGCGCGAAGCAGACCCGUGCCAUCCGCCGGAGAUUGUCCGAGAAGGAGGCCAGCGCUGUCACCGACAAGGCCAAGAAGCGCACCACCCACUUCCCCCAGCGCAAGUUCGCCGUCAAGGUCAGUAGAGUCGGAAUAUCUGCCAUUCGAAUGGAGGCUAGGGAGCCAUGA